Coniophora puteana RWD-64-598 SS2 is the source of this 1432-nucleotide messenger RNA. RefSeq names its product MFS general substrate transporter. The coding region runs from base 102 to 1400 and encodes 432 amino acids. Gene Ontology annotation, molecular function: transmembrane transporter activity. Gene Ontology annotation, biological process: transmembrane transport. NCBI's taxonomy places the organism in Eukaryota, Fungi, Basidiomycota, Agaricomycetes, Boletales, Coniophoraceae. The transcript has 13 exons. The record is from RefSeq and is a predicted model, not a curated record.
GCCCCCUCCUUGCGCAGCACCACCAGCCGGCGGAGGAUGAGGCGCUCGAGGAGGCCGCACACGACGUGAUAUACAGGCGGUUCUCGCCUUCCCAGAAGAGGAUGAUACUCGCGAUCGUGUCGAUUGGUGGCCUUUUGCCGCUGUUCGUGUCAGGAACGUUUAUACCUUCCAUACCCGAGAUCGCGCGCGAUAUGGACUCGACGGGCCCGGUUGUGAGUCUGGCCGUGAGCCUGUCUAUACUGGCUACGGCGUUCGGAUCUCUCAUGUGGUCUGGAUACUCCACGUAUUACGGCCGGCGUGUCAUCUACUUCGCGAGCUUGCCCAUCCUCGUCGUCGGGAGCGUCGGUGUCGCAGCUGCGCGUAACCUUCCGCAGCUACUCUUCUGGCGAUUCAUCCAAGCUUUUGGAUGCGCAGGCGGCUUUCCGCUCGGGAGUGGGGUUAUCGGGGACAUAUACAAGCUCGAGGAGCGGGGCACUGCGAUGGGCAUUUUCUUUGGGGCCUCACUUUUUGGACCCGCAAUUGCUCCUCUCGCCGGUGGCAUUGCCGCAGAGUACUCAUCGUGGCGCGUCAUGCAGCUCAUCCUCGGUCUGUGGGGGUGCCUUGAGUGGCUGCUCAUAUGGGCAUUACUACCUGAGACGAGCCAUCCAGGUCAACGCGGGAUCGACAAGGUGCCGGAGGACGAGCGCGUCGGAAUCAAGAUCAUCAAUCCUAUCGCAGGGCUGGGGCUCAUGCGCAGUCCGAACUUGUUCUUCGUGUCGAUAGCAGGAUCUGUUGCGCUGCUGACAGAUUUCGUUUUGCUAGUCCCUCUAGCAUAUACCGUGGGCGUGCGAUACAACAUCACCAACUCUGCUCUGGUGGGCGCAUGCUUCAUCCCCAACGGGGUUGGAAACCUAACUGGCGCACCACUCGCAGGCCGUCUCUCGGACAUUGUCGUUCGCAAAUGGCGCAAACGCCGAGGUGGCAAGUGGGUGCCGGAGGACCGCCUCCGGGCUGUAUGGAUUGGCGGCGUCUUCCUUGUGCCGCUCUCCGUCGCGGCUGCGGGUCUCGUCACCGAGUACGUGGAUGGUACGCUUGGGCUCGUACUCAUCUUGAUUUGUCUCUUCACGAACGGUAUGGGGGUCGACUUCGUGCUGAGCCCUUCAGCUGCGUACGGCGUGGACCUGAUACACUCGCGGAGCGCGGAGAUUAUCGCUGCUAACAGUGCCCUUCGAAGCUUAGUCAUCGCUGUCGCAACCGCAGGCAUCCUGCCUUCUAUAGAGCAUUUCGGAGUGGCUGCAACAAAUAUCGGCGCGGCGGUGCUUGCGUGGCUGGGUUACGGACUCAUCCACAUCACGAUUCAGUACGGAGAGCAGUUCAGGGCUUGGGUUGAUGUUGGGUACUCCACUGUGCGAGACAACUGAGGUUCCGUACCGAGAACGCGUGGCUUGAAAAU